Molecule: messenger RNA, 1701 nt
Organism: Cyphomyrmex costatus
Lineage: Eukaryota; Metazoa; Arthropoda; Insecta; Hymenoptera; Formicidae
Exons: 2
Coding region: 143-1384 (413 amino acids)
Source: RefSeq, a predicted model, not a curated record
AACAUCAUUCGGAUCAAUUCCAAUCAAUUCGCACCAUGUCAUCAAUUGGAUAAUUCGAUUAAAAUUGAUUACAUAACAAUUUACCAUCAUGUUAUGUAACAAGUCCCAUUAUUCACACACAUAACACUGCAAAACAGCAAGAAUGAUUGCGGCAACUUAUAACUGUGGCUGUUUAGCAAAACUGUCUGCCCUGAGCCCUGGACCAGUAGGAUUGCAAGCACCUUGUUCACCUUGCUGUUUUCAACCACACGGCACUGUGCACCAUUCACAAAAACAAACAGCACAAUGUUGUAUGCAUUCCAAAAUUAUUAAAAAACCAAAGCAUAUCUAUUCAACAUCUAAAAACAAAGCUUGUUGCUGCAUCAAUCGUAAAAGUUCUUUCCAUAUACCGUCAUGUUCACAGAAAAUUUCGUCUGUACACUUAUCAUCAGCCCUUCCACAAUAUUCUUGUUGUUGCGCUGUAAAUGCAUCAAGAAUGUAUUCGACCCCUUCACGCAGGCUAGUAAGCGCAGCAGUUUCUGCAUCGAAAGAAAGCAUGAACAAGCAGUUUUCGAAAAGCAGAAGCAAACCAAAGGUAGAGAACCUUCAAAUGUCUGACACCGAGCAAACUCCAACUGACAUAAUCGUGUCUGAAAUCGUCAAAAAGGAGCAGCCGCACAAGGAGAUUGAAGCUAUCAUCAACGAUAACCACGUCAUCAUCAGGAUGCACAAGGAGACGAUCAAAGAGGAGUACGAUCCUCCGUGUGAAUGCAUUGGUCAAGUAGUUUCAAAAGAGUCGGCAUUGAGCCAAGGAAAGUGCAAUAACGGCUUUGUGUUCGACAUGGCCCAUGGCAAUUUAGAACUCUGUCGUACUCCUCGAGAGGAUGCUCCCGUACCAUCGACUAAGAAAACCUGCGAGGAAACGGGAUGUCGUACAGUCACGUUAUAUCCAAAUGUAAAAGGCGAUAUCAAGAGUGCUUCUACAGGUUAUCGUAUGGACGGCAGGGAAGUUAGAAGGUCAAAGAUGAUAAGACCAAUUGAUCUCGAAGAAAAUCCUAAUAUAUUCUUGUUGAGAAUUAAGAAGCACUGUGAUAGUGGCGAUAAAAGACAAACAAUCGAUCUUGAGUUCCGAGCACCGCGUCCAUGGUUACCAACAAAAACGAAGGAUCUUCAACCUGAGACAUUAGAGGAACAUGAAGAUACUGACAAGGAACACGAAGACGACAUUGACAAGGAAUAUGAAGGUCAUAUUGAUAUGGAACAUAAAUAUGAGGAGGAAUAUAAAGAUGAGGAAAAAAAUAAAGAUGAGGAGGAACAUAAAGAUGAGAAGGAGCAUAAAGAUGAGGAGGAGCAUAAAGAUAACAUUGACGAAACGAUUGAUGCUCACAAGGAGAAUAACGAAUAAAAAAUAUAAAUCUCACAAUAAAAUUCCGAAAUACUUUUAAGUACUUAAAUCACAAACGUAAUCGUGAGACACUUUAAGAAAUGUCGCUGAAAAAAUUACUUGUUCAUCACAUUCUGUAUUCCUGAAGAUGGAGUAUCAACGGCGAGAGCGCAAAAGAAAGAGAUUUGAAAAAUUUCCGGAUCGAUUCUCACGAUUUGGAGCUUGGAGUCAGGUGCGCGCGUGAAUGGACUUCUGGCUUUCAUUCAUCUCUUCUUGAAGAUUCGAAUAGCCACCCGCCCACCAAGGCCCCCAUUUUUUGACGUCCGACAGUCUCGAAA